Messenger RNA from Scutellospora calospora, 3462 nucleotides. The record is from the annotation of a GenBank genome assembly. Lineage: Eukaryota; Fungi; Glomeromycota; Glomeromycetes; Diversisporales; Gigasporaceae.
ACGCCAAUGCAGAAUGCUAGCAACCUCAGUGAUGACAUGCGAGUCGACAUGCCUCUGACAAAAAGAAUUCGAAUAACCUCGCAAAGCAACGGUGUUGCCGAAAAUACAGAGACUGGUUGGUUAGACAUAGUUCUCAACGAACAAGAGGUGGAUCCUAGUUGUGAGCCCUGGGAUUGCUAUUUCCAAGACUCUCAAGUGCCAAAACAUAAAGCUCCUAAUUCUGACAUUACAUUCGCUACGCCUUUCGUUUUCAAGCCCGUAAAUCCGGCCCAAGGUCUUCCAACUAUCGAUUCUCCAAACUCUUUUCGAAAACAAGAAUCUUUAUUUCCUUCAAACUAUCCGUCUUUCUCUGCAAAUACUUUAUCCGAAGACCAAGUUGGUAAGAUAGUUGAGAUUCUUGGAACUGUGUUGGAAGAAAUAAAACUUGUGAAUGAAUCUUCUUAUCCACAGUCUGCAAACAUUAAACCCCCUCUCAUAAAAACCGUGGAACACCUACGUUCCAUCCUUUCCCCCUCAAACACUUCUAUUACAUUACCUUCCGACGUUGAAUUAUAUAGUCAUAUAUUUAAUUUUUAUUGCCAGAUGACUGCUUUUUUAACCGUGAUCCAUUUGUUUUUUGAAAUCAUCGUUAUGGAUUUUUUAUGUGAACAUGAGGAAGGACCACAUACAAGACGUUUAUCUAUAGAAAAAUUUAUGAACAUUUUUGAUGAUGCAGACAAUUUUUUAUUGUAUCAUUCUUCACCUGUUGAAAUAGAACCAAAUAAUAGUGAUCUAGAGGCAUUCUUUUGGUAUUAUCGUGGGGUUAUACGAUCUCAACCUCAAUAUCAUUGUGAUCUUUCAGACCGUUUUAGAAAAUUUUCAAUUUAUUUCUCUUCAUUAGAUAUCACUGAAUCUAUAUUAUCAAUGUUUUAUACAAAACAUUUCUUAAACGUGUUUGCUAAAGAACAUCAAAAAGAUCAUGGUCAAUUUUACACACCAAGGGAGGUCAUGAAAUUCAUGUGGGAUCGUGUUUUACUCGGUAGAGGUACUGGUACAUGGAUUGAAAAACUUCUUGGAGGCUCUUUUCAAUCAAAAAAUGUUAUGAGCUGUCCAACCGGUCAAUCCUCAAUCGUAUCAUCAUCUUGGGGAAUUUAUCCUCAAGCUCCGAGUGUUCUGGAUCCCUGUAUGGGAAUAGGUUCUUUCCUUUGUGAGUUCAUACAUCGUUUGACUCUUGCUGCACAACAAUGUCCUUCAGUGUGGCAUGAUCCAAAAGCUGUUUCCCAUCUUCUUCAGUCUUUAACAAAAAAUAUUUGGGGUAUAGAAAUUGAUGCUUUUGCGUUUCACCUUUGCAAACUUAACAUAACGAUACACUUAUUACCUCUUUACAAACGUUUCUCUCAACUUUCUUACGCGAGUGAACUUAAAUUAUAUCGUUUACAUUUAUUUUGUAACGAUACUUUAAAUUUAUAUCUUCCAAAACGAGAACUCACGUGGGAAUAUGAAAAUUUAUGGUUACUACGUUCACCUCAACGUCUUAAAUUUGAUUAUAUAGUAACUAACCCUCCUUACAUGAUUCGAAAGACCGGAUUUAUAUCAGAACCUGAUAGUGAACUUUUUGACGAAAGAGUGUUGGGUAAAGGUGGCAUGCAAGCUUAUGCUUACUUUUUUUGGUUUUGUGUAGAAAGAUGUCAGGAAGAGGCUGGGGAAAUCUGCCUUAUUAGUGGUAAGGCAUGGUUAUGGCAGAAAUGUCAUCUAGUAGAAUUCUUUCAAUUUGAACCAUUUAAAGUUUGGCGUAAAAUACAAACAGAUUCUUUAAUAUUUCGUCUUAGACGUCGUAGUGAAUCUAUACCUUCUAAUGGUUUAAUUCCUAUAAGACCUUCUAUUACUUCUGAACCUUCAACUAUAUUCUUAAGAUAUAUGAAUCGUAAAGCAACAUUACAAGAAACACUUCAAGCUUAUGCAAAUUUUAGUCCAAAUGCUACAUUAUUUGAUAAAGAUAUGCAUUAUAAAAUAACACCACCUCAUCCACAUACUAGUCUUCCUUCACCUACAAGUUCAUAUUCUUUUACAUUUUUAAUGCCUACAUCAGCUGUUAGUGCAUACCUUCAUUCAAUAACAGCACAUCUUCCUUCACUUUGUGAUCAUUCAAGUAUGAAACCAACUUGGCUUGAAUGUAAUCCAUUAAUUUGGCAUAGAGGACCAAAUACUAAUCCAGUAUAUGCUCUUGUUGUUCGUACCUCAUGGGCAUAUUCUAAAUUUGGUAAAGAUGUAUGUAGACGUUGGUUAAGACCUGUUUUUUAUUGGAAUGGAAAAAAUGGAGGAAAAGAAGCAGAAUUUUGGCAAAAAAUGGGAGAUGAACUUAGACUUGAAAAAAAAGAAAGUUCACCUGCUGAAGCUUAUGUACCUUUCCUUUCAUAUAAUUCAUGUGGUUCUACUAUAUCAAAAGAUAGUCUUGAACAAGAAAAGUCAAUGUAUUCUUUAAUAAUGGUAGAUCGUGAUGCCGUAGAUAAAGUACGUAAAGAUUUUGGUGAAACCAGUGAAUUUUGGAUUUACCUUAAAGAAGCACGUAAAUAUUUACAAACUGGGAUGACUUCGCGAGAACCACGUCAACGAUUUUUUAUCGAUGAAGAUAAUGUGUGUGUAACUAAUCAGUGUAUUUACUUCACGAUAAAAACUACAACCGAUCUUCCAGCACAUUUCUUUCUUGGUCUCCUUAAUUCGACCACUAUUCAACAUUUUUUAUCACAUCAUUGUAAAUAUGAUCAACAAGGCAGGAUGAGACUUUUCCGGGAGAAUAUGGCAAAAAUACCAUAUGCGGCACCAACGGAUCCUAAUGGAAUAAAUUGGUUCAUUGAAUGUACAAGAAAAAUGAUAAUAGUUCGUCAAAUGUUAUAUGAAGGUAUCGGAUCAUGUGAAGAUGAGGAAAAAGUUGGAGGAGCAGUAGUAGAAAAAUUAAGAAGAGGAGCAUGGCAAUUAACAGGUCGAGAAUGGCAAGAAAGAGAAAGUGAAAUUUUUAAUAAUGAAUCUAGUGUUAUUUUAAGGGAAGAACAAGAAGGAAAUUGGGUUAUGGUUAAAGAAUGUCGUGGUAGAGGAGAAAGUCAAGAGUAUUCAUUAUGUUCAGGAUUUGAAGAAGAACAAAGGAGGAACACAACGAGAACUCACUUUUUAAAACCAUUUUUUGAAUCUCUCUUGCACGCUUCAGCAUGCCUUCAAUACGGAAUAGAUCAAUAUGCAUAUUCAUUAUAUGGAAUAGAUGGUAAAUUUCAAAUGGCCUUAGAAGAGGAAUUAAAAAUCGAAAAUUUCGAAAUUAUCAUUACCAAAUUCCCCCGAUGGAAUGGUAACAUAAGUAAUGGCCACGUAAAAACGGAAACAAGAGGUGUUGUGCCAGAGUGGGGAGAAAGACUCCUACAAGAAGUCGACCAAGCGAUUAAAGGAGGGGAAAUCCUGUUACGUCAUAAAAGAACGUCAACAGGUAACAGAUAA